AUGAAGCGAUUUUUUUCGCGCAAAAAAUUGCGAAAAUCGAAAUCCGAUGUGACUGGCGAGAAAACCGCAAUUGCUUCCGAAGUUUCACCAAAAGAUCUACCAAAUGGAGAUGUUACUACCGAAGUUACUCCAGCUCCAAUUCCAAUUUCAAAAUCAACAAAUAUUGUAAAGUAUGUUGUAACAGUUGAUUGAUUCAAGAGAAACCUCUUUUUUUUCAGCAAUGUUUCAAGUUCUUAUGGCGACGAUUACGAAGCAGUUUGUAGUUCAAUAGGUGAAGAAACCAGAAAAAACUUUGAUGCUCAAUUAGACAAACAUAUGAUGCAAACAAUAACCGAUGUUAAAUAUAUGAUUAAAAAAUCGAAAUACACUGCUCUCAGCGAAGUAAAUUUUCAACGUGCCUGUUUAGAUGCUCACAACGAAUGUAGACAACGAUACGGUAAUGAUAAUUUAUGUUGGUCGACGGAAUUGGCAGAAAUGGCGCAUGCUUGGGCGGUGAAAUUGGCCGAACGGGGACGAGUUUUGUAUCCAGAAUUACCGGGAAUUGGAGAGAAUUUGAUUUUGAAAGAGGCAAACGAGCAAUCACAUUUACCAACGGGUCAAGAAGUCAUUGAUGAGUGGGAAAAAGAAGCGCAGUUUUUUGACUUCGAUAAACCAAAGUGGAAUCCAAGUGAGUACGGGAAAUUAUUUUUCAUUGAGUUAAAGACAAAAACCAGGGAAACUUCAAACCCCUUUUGUAAAAAAUGAUUUUUUUUCAAUUUUCUUUUUUUUUAAUCCCGAAGGUUUAACGGUGUCAGAGUCCAAUUCAGUUCACAUUGAAAAUUCAAAUUUUACAGAAUGUCAACGAUUCUCUCAAGUUGUUUGGAAAGACACAUCAGAACUCGGAGCCGCUCGAUAUUGGAAUACAGCCAACAACUGCGUGGCAAUCGUCUGUUUUUAUCGUCCCAGCGGAAAUUCCAACGCUCCCGGCGAAUUCGCCUCAAAUGUUCCAUCACGUGAUUGUUCAAUGUCGCCGAUUCGUAACUUGGGUCAACAACUCAAACGACACGUAACAAUUUCGACACCCGAACGCGCCGUUUUUUCGAAAUAG
Molecule: messenger RNA, 1087 nt
Organism: Caenorhabditis angaria
Lineage: Eukaryota; Metazoa; Nematoda; Chromadorea; Rhabditida; Rhabditidae
Source: the annotation of a GenBank genome assembly